Fusarium vanettenii 77-13-4 is the source of this 1193-nucleotide messenger RNA. RefSeq lists its product as uncharacterized. The transcript has 4 exons. Bases 63 to 1193 code for a protein of 376 amino acids. NCBI's taxonomy places the organism in Eukaryota, Fungi, Ascomycota, Sordariomycetes, Hypocreales, Nectriaceae. The record is from RefSeq and is a predicted model, not a curated record.
GUUAGUUUCUUGAUGGGGUAAAAGGCAUUAUUAUCCUAUUCCAUACACGAAAUCAAUUCAUUAUGGCAUCAUCUUUUGAACUGUUGCUAAAUGAAGCUAUCAAAAAUCUCGAUGUCCCGUCAAUAGCAGUUGAAGCCAUACGGCGUGAUGGAUCGCCUUCACCACUCUUCACUUCCCAAAGCGCCAUCGGGAAUAACACUCUGUUCACAUUAGCUUCUUUGACCAAACUUCCUACAUCAAUUGCUGCUCUACAACUGGUGGAAAACGGCACCAUCGGGCUUGACGAUAAUGUAACUGACUUACUCCCGACCCUCAAGCGACAGCGCAUUUUAAAAGGGUUCAAGGUAGAUGGAGAGCCGAUCCUCGAGGAUCGCACAAAUCCCAUCACACUUCGUCACCUGUUAACUCAUUCGGCGGGUACAGGGUAUGAUUUUUCGAAUGAUGAACUUCGCAGAGUCCAAUCCUUCCAUGGGGAACAUUUGAGUGCCAAACCAACUAUUGAGCAGCGUUUCAAUCUGCCAUUAUUAUUUGAGCCUGGUGAAAGCUGGAAUUAUGGCUGCUCCAUUGAUUGGGUGGGAAAGCUUGUCGAGGUACUUACAGGCUUGAAGCUCGAAACAUAUAUGUCGAAACAUGUGUGGCAACCACUCGGAGUCACUAGCUUCACGUUCUGGCCACAUCAACGGGAUAGCGCAGCGAAACAGCUGGCAAUCUUGGCAGAACGAGACGACGAGACAAAGCAUCUGAGACCACUUCCUGAAGGUCUCUCCUUGAAUAUUGGCGCCACUGACUGUUUUGGUGGGCAAGGCGGAUAUUCUACAGCCGAAGACUUUCUCCAGCUACUUUAUUCGCUUCUGGCUAACGAUGGUCGCAUACUGAAACCUGAGACAGCGGACCACCGCAACGAGCAAAUCUGUGCUGAACCGCAAAAUGGAAGAUCCAUCUUGGGCAGUCGUCUAGGAGGAUUACUCAUCGAAACCGCUGACCAUGGUUGCUCGCUGUCGCGGGGCUCAAAUACACUGGUUUGGAGCGGGGCUGCGAACUUGUUCUGGUUUAUUGAUCGUCAAAACGGAAUAUGUGGAUUAUUUGCCACUCAAGUCAUGCCACCUGCUGACCAUGUCUCACAAGCCUUGAUCAAAGCAUUCCACGAGGAAGUGUACAAACAAAUUUCGGAAGAUGCAGCGCGACAAUGUUAG